Arachis duranensis is the source of this 1979-nucleotide messenger RNA. Its product is annotated as inactive receptor-like serine/threonine-protein kinase At2g40270. The coding region runs from base 139 to 1749 and encodes 536 amino acids. Gene Ontology annotation, biological process: protein phosphorylation. NCBI's taxonomy places the organism in Eukaryota, Viridiplantae, Streptophyta, Magnoliopsida, Fabales, Fabaceae. The transcript has 5 exons. Gene Ontology annotation, molecular function: ATP binding; protein kinase activity. The record is from RefSeq and is a predicted model, not a curated record.
GAGUGGUUGAAUGAUCGCUGAGCUGACGACUCACUCCACCAAGAAACAUUCCAAAACCAUGAACCUGCACACACCGUGUCAACACCUACUUUAUUAUUCUUAAGAUCCAACCAAGAAUCUGAAUUUCUUCCAUAUAUCAUGACUCCGUUACAGCAAUGGCUGCGCAUGGUGGUAGUUUGCGUGGUGUUCUUGAGCAUCAUGAGCCAGUGUUGGACCCUCAAGAACAAUCAUGAUCAAAUACAAGUAGAAACAAUUCAUAGCACAUAUAACUCAUGGCACAUUGGACAUCAUAGGAAGCAACUUUUACAACUACAAGCACCAAAAUCUUCUAAAAUACACAAACCAAACAAAAGUAACAAUAAUAAUAAUAAAAUCAAAGAAACUACUUCACCAUCACCAUCAUAUUUUCCCUCUUCAUCAUUGUCACCAAAUCCUGAAAGUUUCUCACCAUCAGAAACUCCUUCAAAUUCACCUUCAUCUCCACUACCAUUAUCCCCUGAAGCUUCUCAUUCCCCUUCACCAUCUCCAUCCAAAUCUAAUACCUUUAUUGGCAAUCCUUCACCUUUACCUUCGCCGUUACCGGCCAGUGCAGCUAGCGUUGUGUCGAAUUGGAUUUCAGCGCCGUCGCCGGCUCCAUUGGCAGCAAAGAAAGGGGAAUCAAAGAGUUAUUCAAGGCAACAUUUUGUGAUAGUUUGGUCAACAGUUGGUGGAUUCUCAUUCUUGGUUUUGGUGACAGCAAUUGUUUUUGCUUGCUUCAGAAGUAAUAAAGUUGUGACUGUGAAACCUUGGGCCACAGGGUUGAGUGGCCAGCUUCAAAAAGCAUUUGUAACAGGUGUUCCAAGUCUGAAAAGAUCAGAACUUGAAGUAGCUUGUGAAUAUUUCAGCAACAUUAUUGGUUCUAUACCAGAUGGAACUGUUUAUAAGGGGACACUCUCCAGUGGAGUUGAGAUAGCAGUGGCAUAUUCUUCAGUUACUUCAUCUAAAAACUGGUUGAAAAGUAUGGAAGCGCAAUACCGGAAGAAGAUAGAGACAUUGUCAAGGGUGAACCACAAGAAUUUUUUGAACCUGAUUGGAUAUUGUGAAGAGAGAAAGCCAUUCACAAGGGUUAUGGUUUUUGAGUAUGCUCCGAAUGGAACACUAUUUGAGCAUCUGCAUGUCCUAGAAGCAGAACAACUAGACUGGGGAAUGAGAGUGAGGAUAGCUAUGGGAAUAGCCUAUUGCCUAGAACAUUUGCAUCAACUGACGCCGGCCGUCGCCCACGGAGACCUGAUCUCUUCCUCUAUAUACCUGACUGAAGACUAUGCUGCCAAGUUAUCAGACCUUAGUUUCUGGAACAACACAAAAGGUUCUGAAGCCAUUCAGCUCUCUGAAACAACUUGGACACAUAUAAAGGACAAUGUUUAUAGCUUCGGCGUGAUACUGUUUGAAUUGAUAACCGGUAGGAUUCCCUACGCCAUGGAAAACAGCUUUCGUGUGGAUUGGACGGCGGAGUAUAUAAGGAGGCAGCCCUUGAAAGAUAUGGUGGAUACAAGGCUGAACAAUUUGAAAGAAAGUGAAGUUGAGAAAUGGUCUCAAGUUAUUAAGAGUUGUGUGCAUCCAAAUGCAGAGAAAAGACCAAAUAUGAGAGAGGUUGUUGCUAAGCUGAAGGAAAUAACUGCUAUGGAGCCUGAUGGAGCAACUCCAAAAUCAUCACCACUAUGGUGGGCAGAAUUAGAAAUUAUGGAUGCGAAUUCAGACAUUAAUCCAUGAAAUUAGCCCCCAACAGUUUGAUGAUAAUCUGAGCAAUCAGUUUCAUGCCAUCUUAUGAUUCUUCCUUCCUUUCUUUUUAUUUUAUUUUUCUUUCUUUCUGUCUUUACUCUGUUUUACAUGUUUCUUGUGAAGCUAACAGAAGUAGGGUGUACUUGUGUAGAAGAGAGAAUCUGUCUCAUGGAGAGAAUGGUGUAUGUAAAUAUUUGAGGAAUGGAAAAUACUUCCUUAAA